Zychaea mexicana is the source of this 727-nucleotide messenger RNA. RefSeq lists its product as uncharacterized. The record is from RefSeq and is a predicted model, not a curated record. NCBI's taxonomy places the organism in Eukaryota, Fungi, Mucoromycota, Mucoromycetes, Mucorales, Lichtheimiaceae. The coding region runs from base 58 to 465 and encodes 135 amino acids. The transcript has a single exon.
UUCCUCUUCUUCCCACCCCUUACUCUUUGUAUUUAACGCUACAUAAACAAAACGACAAUGGUUCGCUAUUGGCUCUUUGCAUUAUUUCUUCUUUGCUCUGUUUAUACAGUCAAUGCAAGAAGUGACGAUGGUGGUGACGUCAACUUACAACAACAACAACAACCACUACUACAGCCAUCUUCCGUUACGUUUUCCAUUAUUGACCACCACCAUCAACAACAAGUUUACAACAGCAAUGUCGACAAAGACGACGAUUUUGCUCACGUAACUUAUUGGGGCAUUAUGUUUUUCUCCCCGCCUUGGUUAAUAAACACGACGCUGUUGUGGGUGACCGGUAUCAUCUCGGCGAUUGUAUGGUGCUCGGGAUACACGAUUGAAUGUUUACUCGACCGGCAGGAACGACUCGCCAUGGAACUGGGCAAACAGAAACAACAAGUGUCAUCAUACGGUGCCCUGGAAGCAUAGCGUGUUUUUUUUGUAAAAAUGGAUGGGCGCCAGCAAUCUUACUACUAGAAAUGAGUAACUAGAAAAAGAGGCCCUCCUUAAGCUUGGAAUGUGAUCACAAUCUCAGGGGAGGGGCUCAUGUUCUUUUUGUAAUAUUUUUUUGUGACACUCUUUGUUUUUGAACACGAUACCUUACUUUAGAUCACGUCUUAAGAUGGAUGUAUAUACCCUUGCUUUCUGUACAUAUGUAAUCAAAUACUAGCAAUAAAAAUAUACUUUUUUU